Molecule: messenger RNA, 1454 nt
Organism: Xenia sp. Carnegie-2017
Lineage: Eukaryota; Metazoa; Cnidaria; Anthozoa; Malacalcyonacea; Xeniidae
Product: aflatoxin B1 aldehyde reductase member 3-like
Exons: 13
Coding region: 118-1200 (360 amino acids)
Molecular function (GO): oxidoreductase activity
Source: RefSeq, a predicted model, not a curated record
UUGUCACAAAUAAAACAUAAUCAACAUAAUCCAGUGGAUACAUAAAUUGCUUGUCAACGGGGUCAAUUCAACCAAGAAGUUACGAUUUUGACUACGCUCUAUUCACAAUCUAUUUUUAUGUUACUCCGUCAAGGUCGAAGAACUGCAGUUUUCAACUUCGUAUAUAGUUAUCAAUUACGGACUUUUGCUGCUACAAGAAAGUCUUGUUACUAUCACUAUAGCAACAUGGUUGACACACAGAUAGGAACAAUGGAAUAUGGAAGACAAAUUGAUGAACAGCAGAGUUUUAAAAUAAUGGAAUACUGUUUGAGUAAAGGUGUAAACUGGUUUGACACCGCAUUAAUGUAUAAUGGGAGCAAAAGUGAGAAAAUAGUUGGAAAUUUUGCCGCCAAAGUGGGGCGAGCAAAGAUAAAGAUUGCAACAAAAGCUUUCCCUGGCUACAAUGAUAAAGGUUUUAGUUUUGAUGGUAUUAUUGAACAACUGAAUGAAUCCUUAAGCAACUUACAAACGGAUUACGUGGACAUCUUUUAUCUCCAUUAUCCUGAUCGCAAUUUUCCUAUCGAAGAAACACUCAAAGCUUGUAAUGAACUUCAUAAACAAGGGAAAUUUAAAGAACUAGGCGUCAGUAAUUACGCGUCCUGGGAACUGAUGGAUGUAUAUCACAUUUGUAAAAGCAAUAACUGGGUUAUUCCCACGGUUUAUCAAGGAAUGUACAAUCCGCUGACCAGGAUGGUCGAAGCAGAAUUAUUUCCUUGUUUAAGAAAAAUUGGCGUGAGAUUUUUUGCUUACAACAUGUUGGCGGGUGGCCUGUUAACCGGCAAACACAAGUUGGACGACAAUCCUGAAGAGCAGACUAAACCAGGAAGAUUCUUUGGGAAGGAAUUCUGGCCCUCAAGCUACCGCAAGCGAUUUUGGCACCAGGAAUAUUUUGACGGUGUAGAGAAAAUUCAGAAAGCGACUACUUCAUGUUAUCGUGACGAAAACGUAUCUCUUAUUGAAGUGUGUACUCGAUGGAUGUAUCAUCAUUCUCUGUUGUCGGAGAAACACGGAGAUGGAGUUAUUAUUGGCGGAUCUUCUCCAGCACAACUGGAAAAUAAUUUAAACUUUAUUGACAAAGGACCUUUACAUCCUGACAUUGUUGCUGCAUUUGAACUUUCUUGGGAAAGAAUUAGUGGCGUUUGUCCUCGUUACAAUCGGUAGCCGAACUAUGAUUGGUCAGUUUCAAUUGACGAUUUCAAUGAACUCUAACUACGGACAAGUUCUGAUACAGAAUUAAAUCAUUUAUAUUUUCCAAAAGUUUAUCUAUAUAUUACUGAAUAAAAUGUAGGUGGUGGAUUUUUUUGAAUGCAUUUUCUACAAGGAAAUAAUUUCCUAUUAAAGACGAUUCCUCCAUGAUUUAGUCACCAGUACACUUUGUAAUCUUUUGUGAAAAAAUAUUUCUAUUGCUAAUUGUA